This is a messenger RNA of Rhipicephalus microplus (southern cattle tick), 609 nucleotides long. RefSeq lists its product as uncharacterized. Lineage: Eukaryota; Metazoa; Arthropoda; Arachnida; Ixodida; Ixodidae. Gene Ontology annotation, molecular function: DNA-binding transcription factor activity, RNA polymerase II-specific; RNA polymerase II transcription regulatory region sequence-specific DNA binding. The record is from RefSeq and is a predicted model, not a curated record. Gene Ontology annotation, biological process: regulation of transcription by RNA polymerase II. Gene Ontology annotation, cellular component: nucleus.
AUGGAGCGACACUUUUGGCCAAGAGGGGGCCGCCAUUUACUCUACGCCGCUUUCCCCGCACAGCAGGUCCACUCGACGGCCACAGAAGAGCGUAAGCCAGCGAGGAGGUCGCGUGCGGCUCUCGCGAGCCCUGGAUCACCGCCUCCCGCGCGGCCGGAGCCCUCCACGAGUGCCGGCAGCAGCCGUGGCAGUCCCGACCUGCCAUCGGGUUCGGCUGACAGCGACGACCCGAAGAACGGCAACAAGCAGACCGCUGCUGCGGCCCAGCAGCGGCGCAAGAAGAAGACGCGGACGGUGUUUACGCGCAGCCAGGUGUUUCAGCUCGAGUCCACGUUCGACAUGAAGCGGUACCUGUCGAGCUCGGAGCGUGCGGGCCUGGCGGCCUCGCUGCAGCUCACCGAGACGCAGGUGAAAAUCUGGUUCCAGAACCGGCGCAACAAGUGGAAGCGCCAGCUGGCCGCCGAGCUGGAGGCGGCCAACCUGGCGCAGCAGCGCAUGGUGCGGCUCCCCGCUGCCGCAGCCGUUCUGUACGAGUCGGCUGCGCAGGACGCGGCCGCGGCGCUCGGCCCGUUCUACUACCCGGGAGGCCCGCCACCACCGCCGCUGUGA